This is a messenger RNA of Mytilus trossulus (common blue mussel), 3545 nucleotides long. Its product is annotated as sodium- and chloride-dependent glycine transporter 1-like. Gene Ontology annotation, biological process: sodium ion transmembrane transport. The record is from RefSeq and is a predicted model, not a curated record. Gene Ontology annotation, cellular component: plasma membrane. Lineage: Eukaryota; Metazoa; Mollusca; Bivalvia; Mytilida; Mytilidae. Bases 161 to 2128 code for a protein of 655 amino acids. The transcript is spliced from 15 exons.
GUCCGAAUUGGACCUUGAACUUCAUAUAUGUUAAAUUUUUGAGUUUAAAGUUUCAACUUAUGUUGCACGCAUUUCAAUAGCGGGAAACGUGUUCUUUGUUUAUCAUACGUCAGUAUACAAUCAUUUGCAGUGCAGCUAAACCACCAUCCCACCAAUAGUUAUGAAGAAGGAGAAUGAGAUAAUUGAACGUGGUAAUUGGACUGGGCGACUAGAUUUUAUACUCUCCUGUAUUGGUUAUGCUGUAGGACUUGGUAAUGUCUGGCGAUUUCCAUAUCUCUGUUUCAGAAAUGGAGGCGGUGCAUUCCUUAUUCCAUAUGCUAUUAUGUUGUUUAUCGCUGGAAUUCCUUUGUUUUUCUUUGAAUUGUCAUUUGGGCAGUUUGCUUCUCAAGGACCAAUUACAGUUUGGGCUGCAAAUCCAAUGUUCAUGGGUGUUGGAUGGGCCAUGGUUAUGAUUAGUGCCAUGGUUUCAGCAUACUAUAAUGUCAUUAUUAUGUACGCUAUAUACUACAUGAUGGUGUCUUUCGUCAACUUGGAUACAAAGUUACCAUGGGCAGAAUGUGAUCCUGAAUGGGCAACUAAUCUUUGUCGACAAGAGGCUUAUCCAAACUUUGCUGCUAUGACAAAUGAUUCAGAAAUUAAAAAAGAAGCUUUCAAAUUAAAGGACUCAAUGUGUUUGGAAAAACUGUUACCAAACAUCUCCAAUGCAGCAGGUGCCACAUAUGCAACAAUAAUGGACAUACCUAGUAAUCUCCUGGUUCAUAACACGUCAUCAUGUGAUCUAGACCUCAAGGUGCCUAGUGAUGAGUAUUGGACGCGAUUUGUUUUACGUCUCCAUGAAUCUGAUGGUCUUGAUGCGAUUGGUGGUCUCAGUCUCAAGCUGACUAUCUGUUUAUUUUUAGCAUGGAUUAUAAUUUUCUUCUGUCUCAUGAAAGGAGUUAAAUCAUCUGGCAAGGUUGUAUAUUUCACGGCAACCUUCCCCUAUCUUAUAUUGAUUGCACUGUUGAUAAGAGGACUAACUCUUGAAGGACACGAGAAAGGUGUGGAAUUCUAUAUGACAGCGGACUGGGAUAAACUUAAGGACCCAAAGGUAUGGGGAGAUGCUGCCACACAGAUCUUUUACUCUCUAGGCCCGGCAUGGGGUGGACUUCUUACAAUGUCAAGCUAUAACAGAUUUAAAAACAACACUGUCAGAGACACCUUUAUAGUAUCAAUCAUUAAUUGUGGAACCAGUGUGUUUGCUGGGUUUGCUGUAUUUUCUCUCCUUGGAUUUAUGGCCACUCAGCUGAACAGGGAUGUUAAGGAUGUUGUUGAAGCAGGUCCCGGGCUAGCCUUCAUUGCAUACCCAGAAGGAAUAGCUAGAAUGCCCGUAGCACCGCUUUGGGCUUUUCUAUUCUUCUUCAUGAUCUUUACACUUGGACUUGACAGUCAGUUUGCUAUGAUGGAGACGGUUAUAAGUGGGUUUGUUGAUGCCUUCCCAACCUUCCUCAGACCAAAGAAACAAAUGUUUACUUUGUUUUGCUGUCUCAUUGGGUUUUUAGUAGGAUUGCCGCAAGUUGCAAAGGGUGGUAUCUACUUGUUGACAUUAGUUGACUGGUAUGCAGGAAGUUACAACCUUAUGCUUGUUAGUAUGGCGGAAUUAAUUGGUAUAUGCUACAUUUAUGGAGUAAACAACUUUAGAAGAGAUAUUGAGAUGAUGUUAGGAAAACAGCACCCGGCUUUCUGGAUUUAUUGGUAUUGUACCUGGUGCUGUAUAACUCCAGUUUCUAUUGGGUUCAUCGUUAUCAUGUCAGCAAUUAACUAUUCCCCAGCUUACUAUGGUGAUUAUGAAUUCCCAGGCUAUGCUCAAGCUAUGGGAUGGUUAAUGGUGUGUUCUCCACUGGCUCUUAUAAUUAUCGUAAUGAUUGCACAGAUAAUCAGAAAAGGGUUAUCAGGAGCAGUACAGAGUGAACCACAUUGGGGUCCAGCUUUAGAUGAAGACCGAGCUUUAGAUCCAAUGAGAUACAGACCACUUAGGGAGAACAAGCACCCACCAAACGGCCAUUAUAAUGAUAAUGAGGGGCAAACAAAUAUAGCCUAUCUUGGUGAUGAAAAAGUUAAAUAUGUAGCAACUGAAUCUAACAGAAUGUAAGAAUAAGUAGAGUCACAACUCUAAAACUACUGUAUAAGAACAAAAAUAGAUUGUUUUUACUUUUCAUAUUUUAUUCAUAUAUUUUCUGUUAUAUAUUUCCAUUUUUAUCAUUUGUAUGUAGUUAAGAAACAAGAACUAUUUUAUUUUCUAUAUUUCCAUUUUAUCAUUUUAAGAGGGAAUUGAGACAAACUUUUUUUGUGUAGUUCAUUUCGAUCUCUUAUUUGGCAAAACAAAAUAUAUUCAUCAAGUAAAUAUUAUGUAUCAGGAACAUAAGUAUGAUUUGAAAAUAACCUAAUUGGCACAUUUUUUGUGCAUUUCAUAAUUUUUAAGGGAUUUUAUUGUUUUGGGUGCCCAGUAGUUAUUAUUAGAUGAAAAUAAAUUUAUUUUGAUAUAUUUUAGUAUCAUUGAAAUGUUUAUUUAAAACGUAUAAUAUGUUGAAUUCCUUUCUCAGGUGAACUACACAUGUACACUUUUGAACUGUUAGUGCAAUAUGUUAUUAUUUUAGUGCAAGAACAUAACAAUAAUAUAUAUAUAUAUACAUAUCACUUCUUUAUAACUUUGAGGACUACAUUCAAUAAAUUAUUAUUUCUAGCUUUGAAUAUUUGGAAAGAAAUAUGAUAUAAUUUAUGAUAAUUGAUUUUUUUUUUAUUUCUUAUCAUGAAGUCUAGAUAGUUAAAACACAUUCCGGAUCAAUACGCAAUAAACUGUAUUAAAUAAAAAAAAAAAAAAAACUGUCAUGCUUCAUACCUAAGAAAUGUUUACAUUCAUUAAUAGUAACUGUUAUAAUUGUUCAGGAAGGUCCUCAAUAAGUAUUUUGUAAAAUGUUCCCAUUACUUUUGUCUAUAUUAGACUACAUAUAUGUUGUUUUUUUCUGAUUCCAAUUGUUUGAACUAUAAAAUGAAGGUUUUGAACUCAAUAUAUAUAAUACUUAGUAUUCAAAUGACAGAGUUAUAACACAGCAAAUUUAUUGAGAUUAAAGUUAUGCUGAAAGUGUGCAAUAAAUUUCAAAUAGACAAUGAUUAGAACGAAAAUUGAAGUCAUAUAGACAUAAUAAAAAAAAUUACAACUUAUAAAAAAUGAAAUUCCAAAUCCUUCAACUUUAUAAAAAGGAUAUUUGAACUGUGCUAGGGUUAAUCUUAUGAAUGUUUUUUUUUGUGUUAAAAUUUAUUGACAAUAUUGGUGUAAAAAGAAUUUUCAAACCUAUUAACAAUGAUGAAAGAAUGAUACACAUGGAAAGUGUUGUUAAGAUUUGCAAGAAAAUCAUAUAACCCAUUGAUUAUAAAAAGCACUGAAAAUCCAUUACCUAAGUAAAAGUAUGAAGAGAGUUGAUUACUUUUAACUAUAUUUUAUUUUGUAGUCUAAUGCAUAUAUAUUUUUAAGAAAACUUACUUUUGCAAAUAAAUCAUUUUUUAAUUGA